Lathyrus oleraceus (garden pea) is the source of this 555-nucleotide messenger RNA. Its product is annotated as protein DMP2. The coding region runs from base 1 to 555 and encodes 184 amino acids. The record is from RefSeq and is a predicted model, not a curated record. The transcript is spliced from 2 exons. Gene Ontology annotation, biological process: endomembrane system organization. NCBI's taxonomy places the organism in Eukaryota, Viridiplantae, Streptophyta, Magnoliopsida, Fabales, Fabaceae.
AUGGAUGUUCACUCUGAGCAUAGUGAGGAUGAUUAUUAUGAUCUUGAAGAUUAUGACAUGGAUGAAUCUCACUACUUCUAUGUUAUAAAUGCAAUAUUGAGUGGGACAGCUAGGCUCAAUAUUCUCUUACCAACAGUGACAACUCUUGCCUUCAGCAUUUUUGCACCUAUCUUAACCAACGAUGGCGAAUGCAGCAUUUUGAAUCGCUGGUUGACGGGCAUCUUCCUAUUUAUGUUGGCAGUGUCCUGUGUCUUCUUCACCUUCACCGACAGCUUCAAAACGGCCACUGGCAGGGAGUGGCAACAUUUAGAGGGAUAUGGACUUUUUGCAGUGGCAGGAAGAAACCCUGCGUGCCAUCAGAUUACAGGCUUACUUGGUUUGCACUAUGAUGUUGUGAAAUGUUAUUAUCCUGGAAUGCCUAGGAAGGUGACCAACACUCUUCCCCUUGUGGUUGGUUUUGUAGUGAGCAUCCUUUUUGUAGUGUUUCCUUCUAAGAGGAGAGGGAUUGGCUAUCCAUUUUUGCUGCAAUCAGAUCCUAUGUACUCUAGACAUUGA